Molecule: messenger RNA, 611 nt
Organism: Cicer arietinum (chickpea)
Lineage: Eukaryota; Viridiplantae; Streptophyta; Magnoliopsida; Fabales; Fabaceae
Source: RefSeq, a predicted model, not a curated record
ACUAAUAAAAUAAAAUAAAAUGGAUAGAUUGCAAGAAGAAUCCAGGAAGCAAUUAUUGCUAUUUUGGGUUGCAACUUGUUCUAGCCACACCAAUCGUGGACCAAUUUUCUCCGCAACAACCGUCGCCUAAUCCUCCGUUCAAAAUUAUAUGCAGGAUGUCGGAACCGCCCUUUAGAGCACGAGAGAAGAUUCUUGAGAAGCAAAAGUAUUUCCAGCAUAUCCAGAAACACACUUACCUGAAAGGGCCAUAUGAUAAGGUUACAUCUGUAGCAAUUCCAAUUGCUCUGGCAGCAUCUUCAUUGUAUAUGAUUGGGCGAGGGAUCUACAAUAUGUCACAUGGAAUAGGAAAGAAAGAAUAACUUGGGAGUUCCCGAUCGAGGAGGUGUGUUUUGUGUCUCAAACUUUAGAUAACUUCCUCAAUAUGUACUACUUAUUUUCUUUGCUUUUUAUGUUUGGUACCUUAAUAAAUAUGCUUAGUUACAGAGUUUGAUCACUAAUAGUGAUUUGGACGUGAAUGAAUAUGGUUCACUGUAUAUUUGAUGUAACUAGUUGAUGAUUUAGUACUUGUGUGUGAUGGCAAUGUUCAAUUUCAUGUUUAUAUGUGCUUAGCA